Messenger RNA from Fonsecaea erecta, 633 nucleotides. RefSeq lists its product as hypothetical. The coding region runs from base 1 to 633 and encodes 210 amino acids. Gene Ontology annotation, molecular function: GTPase activity; GTP binding. Gene Ontology annotation, biological process: exocytosis. Lineage: Eukaryota; Fungi; Ascomycota; Eurotiomycetes; Chaetothyriales; Herpotrichiellaceae. The record is from RefSeq and is a predicted model, not a curated record. Gene Ontology annotation, cellular component: recycling endosome. The transcript has 3 exons.
AUGGCGAACGACGAGUACGACUUUCUCUUCAAGGUCGUUUUGAUCGGAGACUCAGGCGUCGGCAAGUCCAACUUGCUGAGUCGCUUCACUCGCAACGAAUUCAACCUCGACUCAAAAUCUACCAUCGGCGUCGAGUUUGCCACCCGAUCCAUUCAAGUCGAUACGAAGACAAUCAAGGCACAGAUUUGGGACACCGCGGGGCAGGAGAGAUAUCGCGCCAUCACGUCUGCCUACUACCGAGGAGCCGUUGGUGCCCUCCUCGUCUACGACAUUAGCAAGCAUCAAACCUACGACAAUGUUACAAGAUGGUUGAAGGAGCUGCGGGAUCAUGCGGAUGCCAACAUUGUCAUCAUGCUGGUCGGGAACAAGAGUGAUCUGCGACAUCUACGCGCUGUUCCCACAGAAGAAGCCAAACAAUUUGCCAGUGAAAACAACCUCUCCUUCAUUGAGACCUCAGCUCUAGACGCGAGCAACGUCGAACUGGCAUUUCAGAAUAUCCUGACAGAAAUCUAUCGGAUCGUCUCGAGUAAGGCUCUCGACAGCGGCGAUGCAGCGCAGGCUCCAACUGGCGGUGUGAAGAUUGACAUGACUCCUUCGGGGGCACCAGAUGCCAAGGGCAACAAGUGCUGUUAG